Messenger RNA from Dromaius novaehollandiae (emu), 1247 nucleotides. RefSeq names its product ATPase H+ transporting V0 subunit e2 (gene ATP6V0E2). Gene Ontology annotation, cellular component: proton-transporting V-type ATPase, V0 domain. The transcript is spliced from 4 exons. The record is from RefSeq and is a predicted model, not a curated record. Gene Ontology annotation, biological process: proton transmembrane transport. The coding region runs from base 66 to 311 and encodes 81 amino acids. Gene Ontology annotation, molecular function: proton-transporting ATPase activity, rotational mechanism. Lineage: Eukaryota; Metazoa; Chordata; Aves; Casuariiformes; Dromaiidae.
AGGGCGGGGUCGCGUGCGGCGGCGGGCGGGGGGUCGGUGCGGCGGCGGUGGUCGGUGCGGCGGCCAUGACGGCGCACAGCUUCGCGCUCCCGCUCGUCCUCUUCUCCGCCUUCUGGGGCCUCGUGGGCGUCGCCGCGCCCUGGUUCGUGCCCAAGGGGCCCAACCGCGGGGUGAUCAUCACGAUGCUGGUCACCACCGCCGUGUGCUGCUACCUCUUCUGGCUCAUCGCCAUCCUGGCCCAGGCCAACCCCCUGUUCGGGCCGCAGCUGAAGAACGAGACCAUCUGGUAUGUGCGCUUUCUCUGGGAGUGAGCCGGCGCCCGGACGGAGACCCCCGCCACCGUCUUGCUGCUGCUCCAGCCUCUGCCCUCCCAUACCAGGCAGCCCCUAGUGGUGCUGGGCCUCCAGCUGGACCUGCUGCCCCAGCACCCCCUGAGCCCUGCAACUGGACACAGCGUCAGCUGGGCCCUCAGCGUCGGUAGGCAGGAGCCCUGCCGGGCCUGGGGGCACAAGCCCUGCGGGACCUGCCCCCAUGAGCCAGGCCCUGUGCAUACCCGUGGUACCUGGGGGAGAGCCCAGCAGCUUGCCGAGUGCUGCAGUCAGUGAUGUUGAUGUCCAACCUGAGUCUUUUCCUGGAGAGAGAUCGCUGUGGCUGGCCAGUACAUCCCUCCUGCAGUGCUUGCCAUGCUCCUCGCAGUGCACUCAGCCCUGGGCUCUCCUUGUGUGAAAUCCUGCUCCCAUCCCAACCUAGUUACAGUAUCCCUCAUCUCCUCUUUAGGCCCUGGCUGCCCCUGUGCAGGAGCAGACAGGAGCCUGUGGCAUUCUCUCUAUGUUCAGUCCCCUGGGGGAGCCUGGGCAUGUAGUGGAGUCCCCUGUGCUAAGACAGGUUCUGGCUGUGGGUGGGAGAAGGGAGAUCUGACCCUGGAGGAGCAUGCUGACCCUCUUCAACAUGAAAGAGGAGGUGGUAGAGGUGCCAGGCAGCCAGCUCUAGCUGGGGGUGAAGGGAUGCUGUGAGGGUUAAGCAGCAGCAUCUAGGUACUGCCCCUCUUGCCUGUGUCAAUGUUCAGGGAAGAACUGAGUAUCAAGUAGUGUCCUAGAUCAGAUCUCUUCCUUUAUUUAUCAGAUAACUGAUCUGUAUUUAUUUAUUUAUUUAUUUAUUUGUCUGUGUUUGAUAAAUUUGUGUUGUGAAAAUAAAUCAUUUUCUAGUAAGUGAUGCUGGAGGCAGUAGUCACUUACUUACUGCUCUGA